Messenger RNA from Camellia sinensis, 4310 nucleotides. The record is from RefSeq and is a predicted model, not a curated record. Lineage: Eukaryota; Viridiplantae; Streptophyta; Magnoliopsida; Ericales; Theaceae.
UGAAUUGUAAUAAGGCCGCGACGUACCAAAUCACCAAAAUGUGAACCCCAACAUCGACGGAAGAAAGAAACUGCGACCUCGAUGGCGCUGCUGCAUCAACCAAACUGCGCAGUUAAAACCUCACUUCUAACACAGCCUCUACUGUCUCUCUCCGAUUCGCAAUCCCAACUCUUGAAGCAAAUCACUUUCUUCGCUUCGCGGCUCUGAAUUCACCGACCUCUUCUAUGCAAAUCAGCGCAUGGUUUCUCUAGAUCGAUCAUGGCGAAUUUCUUGGCUCAGUUCCAGAGUAUAAAGAAUUCUUGUGAUCACCUUGUAAUUGCUGUUGAAGAUGUGAGCGACUUGUGGCCGAUUGUCAAAAAUGGAUUUGAAGAGCGUUUGCCAUUCAAAAGAGCUUGUUUAAAUAACAAGACACGAAAUCCUGUGUUUCUGGAGAAACUGCCCGCGGAGUUUAUAUUGACAACGGAUGCAAGACUUCGUAGUAGGUUUCCUCAGGAGCAAUCAUUAUUUUGGUUCCGAGAACCAUAUGCAACUGUUGUUCUUGUUACUUGUGAGGACCUUGAUGAGUUCAAGACCAUCCUUAAACCACGGUUGAAAUUAAUUGUUCAAAAUGAUGAACGAGAGUGGUUUAUUGUGUUCGUGUCUAAGGCUCCACCCCACAAUGAUCAGGCCACUAAGCUUGCAAAGAAAGUAUAUGCCAAACUUGAAGUAGACUUCAGCUCAAAGAAGAGGGAAAGGUGCUGCAAACUUGAUAUAUGUGGACCUGAAGCAAAUUUCUGGGAAGACUUGGAGUCCAAAAUCAUGGAAUGCAUCAGGAACACGCUUGAUAGGCGCAUUCAGUUUUAUGAGGAUGAGAUUCGCAAGCUCAGUGAACAACGUCUCAUGCCAGUGUGGAACUUUUGCAAUUUUUUCAUUCUGAAGGAAAGCUUGGCUUUUAUGUUUGAGAUGGCUCAUCUCCACGAAGAUUCAUUACGUGAAUAUGAUGAACUAGAGCUCUGCUAUUUGGAAACAGUUAUGUCAGGGAAGCAUCGGGACUUUGGAGGAAUGGACCGUGGAGAUGAUCAAGCUGCAGUGCUAAACCCUGGGAACAAACCAUUAACACAGAUUACUCAAGAUGAUUCAUUUAGAGAAUUUGAAUUCAGACAGUAUCUUUUUGCCUGCCAAGCAAAGCUAUUAUUCAAGUUGAAUCGUCCCUUUGAGGUUGCAUCAAGGGGCUAUUCAUUUAUUAUCGGCUUUUCAAAGGCAUUGGCACUGCAUGAGAGUAUGUUACCCUUCUGUAUGCGUGAAGUUUGGGUGAUAACUGCUUGCUUGGCUUUAAUCAAUACAACUGCUUCUCAUUAUAGUGAUGGACAAGUGGCACCUGAUAUAGAAAAAGAGUUUUAUCGCCUUCAAGGUGAUCUUUAUUCACUAUGCCGGAUUAAGUUCAUGAGGCUUGCCUAUUUAAUUGGUUAUGGAUCAGAUAUAGAAAGAAGUCCUGUCAACAGUGCUUCACUCAGCAUGCUACCUUGGCCUAAGCCCGCAGUUUGGCCUUUAGUUCCACCUGAUGCUUCAUCUGAGGUGUUUGAGAAGGAAAAGAUGAUUCUUCAAACAACACCAAGGGUUAAGCACUUUGGUAUUCAGAGGAAGCCAUUACCUCUUGAACCAUCUUUACUUCUGCGUGAAGCUAAUCGCCGAAGGGCUUCUCUUUCUGCUGGGAAUGUGUUUGAAUUAUUUGAUGGUCGCUCAGGUUUUAUUGAUGGCUUAGGUUCAGAUGCAUCUCCGAGGAAGCCCCCUUCAGCUAAAGUAAAUACUGUUUCCAUGUCAAGAACUAAUUCUUCACCUGGAAACUUUGAAAGCUCCAUCGAUCGACCUAUGAGACUUGCAGAGAUAUGUGUUGCUGCUGAGCAUGCUCUGCAGAAUACAAUUUCUGAUGCUAAUCUUUGGAAGUCACUGUCAUCUGUAGAGGAGUUUGAGCAAAAAUAUCUGGAGUUAUCGAAGGGUGCUGCUGACAAUUAUCAUCGUUCAUGGUGGAAAAGGCAUGGAGUUGUCCUUGACGGUGAAAUUGCAGCUGUCUGCUAUAAGCAUGGGAAUUUCGAUCUUGCUGCAAAGUCAUAUGAGAAGGUUUGCGCUCUCUAUGCUGGUGAAGGAUGGCAAGAUUUGUUGGCUGAAGUCCUUCCCAAUUUAGCGGAGUGUCAGAAAAUACUGAACGAUCAAGCUGGCUAUUUAUCAUCUUGUGUGAGAUUGCUCUCACUAGAUAAAGGUUUAUUCUCAACGAAGGAACGCCAAGCUUUUCAGUCAGAAGUUGUUGAUCUUGCACAUAGUGAAAUGAAGCACCCCGUGCCCUUAGAUGUGUCGUCGUUGAUAACAUUCUCGGGCAAUCAUGGGCCGCCAUUGGAGCUAUGUGAUGGGGAUCCUGGCACUCUAUCUGUAACUGUUUGGAGUGGCUUUCCUGAUGACAUAACUCUUGAAUCACUUAGUCUCACCCUGAUAGCUACAUAUAAUGCUGAUGAAGGUGUUAAGGCUAUAAGGAGCUCUGCGGCUACCAUACUAAAGCCUGGCAGAACCAUCGUUUUUAGAUUGCCACCUUUCCUGUAUAUAGUCUCCCUUUUAACAUGACAUGGAUUGGUUUGUGACAACGGACCACUUUGUUGAUUCAUUUAUUCAUCUCACAAUGCAUUUCCAUUGUUGGUGUUCAAACCAAGGUCUCUGGUCGAUCUUGCUGCAUCUGUUUCAUCUGCUUUGCUUAUUAAUGAACCUCAAUGGGUUGGAAUAAUUGUUAAGCCAAUUAACUACUCCCUUGAGGGUGCCGUCUUGCAUAUUGACACUGGUCCUGGUUUGAGGAUUGAGGAGUCUUAUGCCAUUGAAAUGGAGAGGUAUGCUGACCUGUCACAAAAUCCAGCCAACUCAGGGUCAUCAGAUGAUGCUAGCGAUGAUGGUUCUGCAGUUACUGAAGAGUUUAAGCAGUUAACUCUUCAGGAUGGAAAAAUUGAGUUGCCAAAGUGGGCAAGCGAUAUAAAUUCUGUCCUGUGGAUUCCAGUGCGUGCUGUUAGUGAGAGUCUAGCUAGAGGAACUAAUGCAGCGGUUCCCCCACGACAGAGUGUUGUGGAUGGAUUGAGGACCAUAGCUCUGAAACUUGAGUUUGGAGUAUCACAUAAUCAAACCUUUGAAAGGACCCUAGCCGUGCAUUUCACUGACCCUUUCCAUGUGAGUACACGUGUUGCAGACAAAUGCAAUGAUGGUACUUUACUUCUGCAGGUGAUACUACACUCUCAAGUGAAGGCCUCAUUGACCAUCUAUGAUGCUUGGUUGGAUCUUCAAGAUGGAUUCGCUCACACUGGACUGGGUGCUGGGAGACCGGCUUCUGGUUUCUUUCCACUUGUUGUCCCAACAUCUAGAGCAGGAAUGCUGUUCAGUAUAUGCUUGGCAACUAAAGCCAAGGAGUUGCAUCCAGAUAGUAUUUUAAAUAUCAAAUAUGGAAUUGCUGGAGAUAGAACCCUUGGAGCACAUACCCCUGUGGCCAUGGAACUCAACGGGAUUGAGGAUGCCACACAGUAUCUGAUCUUCAAAAGUGCCCUUGUUUUACAGCGGCCUGUGCUGGACCCUUGUCUGGCAGUUGGUUUUCUUCCUCUUUCUUCAAGUGGCCUCAGAGUUGGGAAACUUGUUACCAUGCAAUGGAGAGUCGAAAGGUUAAAGGACUUUGAGGAGAAUGUGGUUUCUGACAAAAAUGAUGAAAUAUUAUACGAAGUUGAUGCCAGUUCAGAUAACUGGAUGAUUGCUGGGAGGAAAAGAGGGCAUGUUCCACUCUCCACAAACCAAGGUUCAAGGAUAGUUAUCUCGAUAUUAUGUGUGCCACUGGUAGCGGGAUAUGUUCGUCCCCCUCAACUAGGCCUUCCAAAUGUUGAAGAGGCAAAUAUUAGUUGCAAUCCUCCUGGACCUCAUUUGGUCUGUGUGAUGCCUCCAGCUCUCAGCUCCUCUUACUGCAUACCCGCAUCAUAAACUUAGUUCAGUCAUCUCUUGCUUUACAGGAUUUGGUCUUCCAUUCAAUGAGAAAUUAUAAAUCGGAGAUAAAGUUGAGUUGCCCAGUUUUGAAAUUUGUAAAUCUGUGUUGGUUUUUAAAUUUUUGGAAUUAUUUAAUUUGGUUUGGCGGUUCCUUUCGAGUGUUCAAGCUUUGGCUGCUAUUAGGCCUUGCCUCUUAUGUACAGUGAGUGUACUUUGAACUUGUACAAUUGUGUAGAGGUUAAAAACUAUGUUCAAUUUUCGUCUCUUUCCACGACACUUGUAGACACUGUUUUGAAUACAAUAAAAUCAGAAAAAGAAAAAAAAGAUUACUCUAA